AUCGCGCGGAAUCGGAGUGAACGGAAAGAAAAAUAAAGAUGAUAAAUUCUCUGUCGACGCUCGGCCCGGUAUCGUCGUCGUCGUUAUGACCUGAGCGAACGGGGAUCAUCGUGAUCUUGUCAUGGUUGAUGGCCGUGAAAACAGAGCUAAGAUGAGUGUCCGUUGUCGCUGGUACGUCCUCGUUCUGCUCACGUGCGCGCAGAGGCCCGCGACGGCGGCGGCCGGCUUCGACGAUCAAGAGGCGCAGAUCGAGAGGCCGAAGGAAUCGCUGCGUCAUCAGCAGAAUCAUCGGCCCUCGUUCAUCGAUCGGAAACUGGUGAUGCACGAGGCCACGGAGCUGCCCAGAGACCUGGACGAUCGUCAGUCCGACGAGCUCGAUCUGGACGUCGGGAAUCAGUUGACGCGCAGAGACAGAUUGGAGACCAGCAUCGAGAAACCGACCACGCAGAUCAGGCACAGUCGAUCGAGAAACCAUUUUGCGCGACAAGCAAAGUUUGACGAUCCGGAUUCAGCGUACAACGGAGCGAGCAGUCGGGCUCAGUCGAUCGACAACGUGUCCCAAAGCGAGGACGUCCCGAUAUCGGGAAGGCUUAAGGGAAAGAGUCUGGGCACGGACGUGUCUUCCGGGCAGGAUCCCAGAUCCACCGGCGCUAUCGACGAACGAUCCACCGUGGAUCUCGACAAGCUGUUCAUUAGGCUGACCGUGGCUGGCUCGGAUCGGAGGAAAGAGGCAAAGGGUCGGAAUACGCCUCCGGUUCGCCACAAAAACGACUCCCUUCAUAAAUUGAGGAAAGUGAUCGGCAGGAAUAGGACUCACGCGUUCAGGAACAGGACGACGGCGAACUCGACGGACAUUUAUGGGCACAUGGUCCACGGAGCACCGAUCGACAACGAGAACGACCUGGACGACGCGGAGAUCGCCAUUCUGGAGGAGUACGCGUACAAUGACAACGACGUUGGUAGAAACGUUUCGGAGCAAGAGGAUUACGAGGAUUAUGGGAAGACGGUCGUGGACCGGUCCAAGGGGCACAAAGAGCCUGUCCACGUGGACAUCGUCACGCGGUUCCUCCACAUAAUCGAGAAUCAACACCUGGUGGGCGAGAACUGUACCGCUGGCACCGAUCUUAGCCUAGGCGAGGGUGUCGUCGACCAGUACGCUCAGGACAAGUUCCGAUUGGAAGCUAACCUGGCGGUGAACAGAGCUAACAUGUUGACCAGACUCUGGAAGUACGCGCCGGAGGUGAUGCUGUCAUCGGAGUAUCUUCUGCACGCGAGUAUCCUGUCGAUGGUGGAGUUCGACGAGGACAUUUUCGCUGCCGGGAAUUGCUACGAUAAGUUGCAAUACAGGGAUCGCUGGCUUUAUUGUCCGUUCGCUCAUCGGCUGCAAGACCAAGAUGGUGUCCUCGUGAAGGAUCUGGCGAUCGAGUACAAGUAUCUCAGCAACAGCAGCGAGUGGUUUUAUAUCGCGAGGAAGAACGCCGAGAAAGUGAUUGCAAACAACGAUCAAUUCAGUCGAGGUUUUCACACGUACACGCUGAACGAAACGACACACACGGAGAGGGAGGACGACGAGAUCCUAACAGUGAGAUACGAGGACGGCAGGUGGUCGAAACCCUACUACGAUUGCGGCGGAGGAAAUAUCUGGAUGCUGACCUACACCGUCCCUUUCUUCGGAUACGUCAACGACACAUACUUCUUCAAGGGUACGAGCGGGAUAGAUAUUGAUCUACGCAGGCUGGACAUAGAUCAAUGUCCUUUGCCGCCAGGAUCGUCUCAGCUGAACAUAUUCGCAGCCAGCGACAAAUGCAAGAAACGAACGACCGAGUGCAUCGCCAUUCCGGGACUCGGAUUCCGUCGUGGCAGCUAUCGUUGCGUCUGCAAACGAGGAUUUUAUUACCCGGAUACAAAGUCUACCAGCCGAUACUACAAUGGCACCGUAAUCGAGGAAGAAUACGAAAAACUAAUGAUGGGCGUGGAAAGCCAGUACGACGUCGAUGGCGUCUUCGAGUGUCUUCCCUGCGCCGAGGGUUGCGAGUUCUGCGAGGACGAUUCGCCAUGCGUGGUGUCCUUGAACUGGCUGAUGAGGACCGCCAUCCUGAUCCUGGAGUGCUGUGUCAUUGCCUGUUUGCCGGCCGUCGCUUUGUUCACUUGGAAGUACGGGAACGUGAAGGUGGUGAGAGCCGCGAGUCCAGUUCUCCUACGCGUCAUCGUGCUGGGAGCAUUUUUCAUAUACUGCACAACGAUAGUAAUGUACCCCCGUCCAAACGUCAUAACGUGCACGGUACGAGUUUGGCUGCGAGAAAUUGGAUUUUCUCUAACCUAUGGCGCACUUAUGCUCAAAACUUGGAGGAUAUCGGUGAUAUUCAGAGUGAAAUCAGCGAAAGCCGUAAAAAUAACCGACGGCAGCCUGUUGAAGCGGUUAGGCGUGAUUGUGAUGAUAUUCAGCGUGUUCCUAACCAUUCGUACAUUGGUCGCGCCUCCUGUGGUUAUAGUUGCCCGAACCGCUGACGACCUUAAGGCUUAUCUCUGCCGGACCGACUGGUGGGAUCACAGUUUCACUAUACUCGAGGUGAUAUUUCUGAUAUGGGGGAUCAGAUUGUGCAUCGUGGUGAGAAAGACCCCGUCGGAGUUCAAUGAAAGUCGAUUCAUCUCGAUGGCGAUUUACAACGAAUUUCUACUGUCCGUCUUCCUCAACGUCUCGAUGUUGUUCUUGCAAUCGCCGGCCAAUCCGGAUUUAUUGUACGUGAUAUUUUUCUGUCAUACCCAGCUUACCGUCACACUGCUGCUGUGCCUCAUAUUCGGCAGCAAGGCCUACGUGGUGUUCCGUAGCGGGGGCAAGGACGACGCGAAACAUGCCGGGGCCACCGGGAAAUUUCUGGGGAAGAGCAGCCGCCCAGCGGGCACCAGUAACCAGACGAACUCGAUCUCCCUUCAGCAGGGUAUCUUCACCGACGAGAGCGACGGAGCAACGGAGGAAUUCCGUCGAUUUAUCAAUCAGUUGGAGAUCCUGAAGGAAAAGAAUGUCCUCCUUGGAAAUCACCACUUGGUGAACAAGCUAGCAGCGAUGCAGGAAGCAGCAAAUUGCGCGGAAACUCGGGUGUCCACGAUCCAGGCGAUCUCCUCGAGCAUGAGAUUGAACGAACUUAAUGGAUCCACAGCGAUCGUCGAGACGGAUGUUGGUGGAUCCUAUCAGAGCGACGCGAAUCAAAAAGGUGGAGAGUCCAAGGAGAAGAAGAGGUGUCAGGCCUGCAUGGAGAUGAAUUCCAAAGAGUCUGAGGCUACGGCUACGGUUCCAACGGAGUCGAAGAAAAAGGUGAGAACCAACGACGUAGCCGUCUCCACUUCCGGUAGACCGGCCACGGAGGAUGUAGGAACGGAGACGAAACAGGAGGACAAAGAGGUGGAGACGAGGGAUAGAGGCAAGAGCAAAUCCGGCCACGCCAGAACACACGCCAUAGUCAUCAACCUGGACGACAAGAGCAGGUUCUCCGAGGAGGUCACUGUGUAAGAAUAGUGAUCGUGAUUCCGUGGGCUGUUCAAAGUCUAGUUCCUCGAAUACCGAAGUUGACAAUGGGAUUCGAACAAUGAGGAUUCCGUUGACGGGGACCGAGGUAAGAUCCUUCGUUCGGUGUUCCGUCUCUCGAUUCGCUGUUUAGGGUUUUCUAUCCGCUCGUUCCCGAAACAAUGUGCACUCGUAAUUGGUAAAUCCGUUCAGCGGGCCACGUGAAAACGUAAAAGGCAAAAACUAUCCGAAAGCGACGUUCGAGGCUUUCAGGAUCCAUCGACGGCGAUCGCGCCACGCGAACAAAAAAAGUUUUCAACGAAACCCGCGGGGCGAAGCACUGGACGAGGAGCAUAGAAGAAGAAUAAGACGAUAGUUUCGACGGGACUUCGUGCGAGAAACGUUUCCUCGAACACGAUUUCACUUUUUUCACCGUUCGACGCACACCCGGUGCUUUUUGGACGAUCGCCGUAUGAGAAUUUUUAGUCUUUCAAACGAUCGACGGGGGAAAUAGGGGAGCGUGUUCUCCCGCGAAGGGAAAAGGGCGAGGUUGCGCGGUACGCUCGGAACGAAAACGAGAAUUUAUCCACGCCGUAGGUAAACAUUUACUUUUAUCGAACAAAGUCACUCGCGAGGCGCCUGGCAAGACGCACCGAUCUCGUCGCGGAUAGAAAAGCUUCGCUAUCUUUAUUCGUACGUUUUUAUAGCGAAUUUACAAGGCUUAGUGAUGGGAUUUGGAACGCUUCGAACCUGAUUCGAAAGCCUUGAAAGUCGUACGGUUCUCGAGAGUGUCGAUGAUAAACGCAAGACAUUGAAUACUCGUUUUUGUUGCUUUUGUUAAAUCAUAAU
Molecule: messenger RNA, 4351 nt
Organism: Colletes gigas
Lineage: Eukaryota; Metazoa; Arthropoda; Insecta; Hymenoptera; Colletidae
Product: probable G-protein coupled receptor 158
Exons: 13
Coding region: 122-3508 (1128 amino acids)
Biological process (GO): G protein-coupled receptor signaling pathway
Cellular component (GO): membrane
Molecular function (GO): G protein-coupled receptor activity
Source: RefSeq, a predicted model, not a curated record